CUCUGUCAUGAUUCGACAUUGUCCCACAGGCACUAAUCGAAUCAUGCCCACUCCUUUCCACAGAUACCAGCAGCACUUGCUAAAUAUAGCUGUGACAUCCCUGACUAGUCAAACUCAGCACCCUUUAGAUGUAUCACUUAUUGCAACCUGAUCCUGAUUUACAGUCUACACUUCCUAUUGUGCACCACCCUUCACUCGGCAACUCUAUACAUUCGGCAUAUACAAAUGUGCACACACACACCGUGCUACCCCCUUACUGGCACAGUAUAAUGCUCCAAAGACUCAUUAAUGAGAAGAUGCUUUACCAUCACUGCACUUUAAAACAUGAUCUCUUCAUAUGAAAAGCUUUAAUGUUUAAUUUUAAGCACAAGCCUGUAGAUUAUUCAUUCAGAAACGCAAUUACUUUCAUGCUCUUUGGCUCUCACCAUUAUCCAGAUGUCUCCAAGUCCAGUGGAUGCCUCACGCGAACUAUUUAAAGUAUGUUUCUGUUCCAGUUCUCUGUUCUCGGUUUUCUUCACGUGGUUUGUGCAAGGGUGGUGUGCAGCUUUAAAGGUGUCUUGAACUAUUUCAAGAAUGUUUGCUGUUCCUGUUCAAAUACGUGUUUAUUUGUGGUUUCUUGCCAUGUAACGUAUGGUGUGUUUUGAAGCCAAAGGUGUGAAUAGGCUUGUGAAAGUGCUUGUGUGUGUGUGUGUCCUCGCAUUGUCAUGUUCUCCUUUGUGUGGGGAUUUCUCUGCAUGACUGCCAGGUGCCAUGUCCCCAUUCAUCGGUGCUACUCUGAUCCUUCGGAUAAUAUAACAAGCAUGAGCCCCCGCCACACCCCCCUCCUCCAGUGAACAUCCUACCCCUACAAUUAACCUAACAAUGUUUUUGCUGCUUGAAACCGGGCACUUUUGGAAAGCUAUGGAGUUAUUCAUCUUUGCCUUGGUAUAGCAGUAUUUUAAGCACUUCCUGCAAACCUUUCCUUUGUUUUGACAUGAAGUACAAAGCGGUUGCACAACAGAGCAGCAGGGUAAUCCACUAUUUCAAUAGCGACCUGUGACACGGUAAGCAAUAUGUCACUGUCACUGCACAACAGCCCAUUGUGCCUGGAGCGCGCAGUUGGUCGAGCGAGUUUAGACAACGUAUGAAUAUUUGGAAACAAAUGGAUCUUUUCUCCAGCACUUCUUCUCCUUUUGGUGAGUUUUCUUAUUUCAGCACAUUUGAGCACAUUAGGGCAGGUUUGGCUUGUGGACAUAUUGUGAGUACCUCAAUUUACCUUAAGUCUUUCUGUAGCUGCGUCCGGCUCUUAUGUAUGUCCAAUUAGCGGAUAGCAGGUGUCUCUGGCGUAAACAGAGAAGGUAGAGAGGAGAGGGGCGACAGGUGGAGGGGGUAGAGAAGGAGGAGUAAGGGGUAAGUGGGAUGGGUGGAGUAAGGGAUGUAUUUAAGACGGAGUAGUCCUCAUCCUCCUUAACAGUUGCUUUUACCUCCUCUCUUUGCACCUGAACAGCAGGCCAGCACUAAUCCUCCACUCAGAAUGUCUUUGCCUAACUCCGAGAAUGCUUCCACCCUGGAGAAUGCCAUGCAGCUCAUGAUCCAGACCUUCCAUAAGUACUCUGGAAAUGAAGGGGACAAAUAUACACUGAGCAAGGUUGAGCUCAAAGAAAUGCUUACCAAAGAGCUUGGCAGCUAUCUGGGGAACGCCCAGGAUAAGGAAGCUGUGGAGAAGAUUAUGGGAGACCUGGAUUCCAACAAUGACGGAGAGGUAGAUUUUACAGAGUUCAUCAUUUUGGUUGGAGCUCUCACUGUGGCCUGUAACGACUUCUUCCUGGAGUACAAUGACAAGCAAGAGAAGAAGAAGUGAACACACCCUUCACCCAGCGUCUCCACUUAAAAAUCCCACAUGUUCCAGGGAGGAAGCACUUAAGGAGAAAGAGAAGGCCCAUUUGGGACAUCCUGUCAUGGACCUCAUGUGCACAAACACACAGACACACAAACAAACCUCUAAUAGAGAAAUAAAUGUUGUGUUUUGUCCUCAAUGUCCCUUGAAUUCAUUCAAACUGUAAUAUUACUGCAAAGUGAAAAUCUUUAGCGUUUCAAGAGCCGUCAUUCUUGAAUAUGUGAAUAUCUCUCUUUCUGCUCUUUUCGUGCAUCUUGUCACACAUUUAAGUUAAGGGAUGCCCCCCCCUGGAAAAAAAAUAAAUGUGACCUUUACUCAAACAAGUUGGCUGUGCAUUAUUACAGCAGAGAACGAGUAUGAACAAACAACGAGCACCAGGUGGCAGCAAGUGGUCCUCUGAAUCCAGCGGUUUUGGUGCAUUACUUCUAAUUUGCAUUGCCACAUGGGUACAGCAGUUUAUGCCAGAGGUGGAUGGAUGCAGACCAGAGAUACUAUGUGAUAUUUACGAAAUACACAUUCUAAGAUGUUGUCAUUAAGUCUUGCUAAGCGUAAGAUAUGAGAGACAGUUAUUCCUGCUGUGGUGUGAAUUAUUCAAACUGGCUCUCUGCACUAAAAAUGUCGGUUUAUAUGUGUAGAUAAGAACUACCUACAGUCCUGUUUUCACAGUAGAAUAAUCAGAACCCAGAGUGACCUUGACAGGGCUUUAAACACAUUAUUGUUUAAAAGCCCUGCUUCCUAAGAGAAAAAAAAGUUCUGUGUGACUGAGUGUGUGUGCAUUUUUGUUCAUAUAAAAAAGGAAGUUGCCAGCAUCAGUAUUAGAAAGCCAGGAAAUGUUUCCUUCUUUCAUGUGAAAACAUGUCACGCAGACAUACUUUGAUUAAUCUGAACCUACAACCUUUAUUGGACUGGUUAAGGUGUGCACAGGAGCAGAUUUUAGAGUCAGGAAGGGGAAGGUGAAAGAUGGGAGAGCAUAAUGAGAGAGGAAGUGAGAGAGAAAGGAAGGAGAGUGGAAAGGUCAAAAAGAGAAAGAGAAGAGA
Molecule: messenger RNA, 2913 nt
Organism: Oreochromis niloticus (Nile tilapia)
Lineage: Eukaryota; Metazoa; Chordata; Actinopteri; Cichliformes; Cichlidae
Gene: s100t
Product: S100 calcium binding protein T
Exons: 3
Coding region: 1514-1840 (108 amino acids)
Cellular component (GO): cytoplasm
Molecular function (GO): calcium-dependent protein binding; transition metal ion binding; calcium ion binding
Source: RefSeq, a predicted model, not a curated record